AUGCAAGUGGGUCAGCUACUCUGUGGAGGGUUCGAGGGUGCCACGGUUACGCCACAAGCGUACCAUUUGAUCGUGGAUCUUCAUAUUUCCACCAUGUUCUUGUCGAAGAAGAAUGCUGUUUCCGUCCAGCAGAUGGCCAAACUAAUUCAGGACCUACAAUAUAUUGCUUUCACACGAGGGAACUACAAGUACCCACUAAUGUUUGCCAUUGACGAGGAAGGAGGCAUGAUGAACUCGCUUUUCGAUCCGGAAAACUUGACCCAAUUUCCCUGUGCCAUGGGGUUGGCUGCAACGGGGAACACCGAGUUGGUUUAUAAGGUUCUGAAGGCAUUGGCGACAGAGCUCAAACACAUUGGGUUUCUGAUGAUCCUUGGACCCGUUUUAGACGUUGUCACAAAACUUUCACAUCAACUAGUGGGUGUGCGCAGUUUUGGAACUACCCUUGAAAGUGUCACCCGCUACGGAAUGGCCUGUGCUCGAGGUCUCCAGGACGGUGGUCUUAUUACUAUGGGCAAGCAUUUUCCUGGAAUUGGAAAUGCCACCGUAGACUCGCUUCUUGAACUACCUAUGGUGACCGAUUCCAUCGACUCGAUCAGAAGACUCAAUUGUGUUCCUUUUGCCGAGUUGAUCAAAGAGGGCGUGCUAGAUGGAAUUAGUGCUGCUGGCGCUGGUGUCCCGACCAUAAGUCCCGACGAAGUCCAUGCCUGUUUAUCACCAGUUGUGCUCAACCAGCUUCUUCGUCAGGAACUCAAAUUCGACGGUGUGGUGAUCAGUGAAUGCCUUGAAAUGGACGCUUUACAUCACUCGGUUGGCUUGGGUCAAGGGGUCAUUUUGGCGGUGUUUGCAGGCUGUGAUCUCGUCAUGGUCUGCCACGACCCAAAUCUACAGAAUGAAGCCGCCGACUCGUUGGAGAAGGCAGUUGCGAACGGAAACCUCGACGAGGACAUCGUGAAUGCCAGUCUUGAAAGAAUCGAAAAACUUCAAAAAAAGCUACCUAAAUGGUCAGAAAUAUUCCCCCAGGGCCUGCAGUCCGCACAAGAAGCUCCGUCUUUGUUCAGAGAACAAAAUCCAACCGAGUGGAUGAUGCAUCAGAAACUUUCCAAGCAAGCAUACAAGAAAUCCAUCACUCUCGUUCGAGAUUACGCCGAAUCACUUCCAUUAACAAAACACCUACAGAAAGACGACAACUUGCUACUUUUGACUCCUCUUCUUUCUCCCAUGUACACUCUGGAAAGUGAGGAAGGAGAAAAAGAAAAGAAUUUUUAUCCUGGUGAAGAAGUAUUUCAAAAAUUCGGAGACCUCUUGGCGAACCAUAACCCUAACAAUACCUUCAAUGUCCUCCACACCACCUACACUGCAAAUGGACUCACUUCCUUACAUGAAUCGUUGAUAGAGAGCUCGAAAGCCGUUAUUGUCGUGACAUCUGAAGCAUCGAGAAAUAUGUAUCAGAUGGGCAUUGUCAAAUAUGCUUCGAUUUUGUGUGGUGCCAAUCCUUCCUCGUUCAACAGCAACAACUCUGCGAACCCCGACACUUAUACCCAUCUUUCGAAGCCACUCAUUAUUGUUGCAACUCUGACGCCAUAUGACUUCUUCUACAAUAAAAAUAUUGGAAGUGCAUACUUGUGCUGCUACGACUAUACGGAGAAUGUGUUUGUGGAAUUAGUAUCUAUUUUAAUGGGUGAAGAUGCACCAGAGGGCUGUAUACCAGGUGAGAGAAAGUUCAUAAGCCGAGCGAAAAAGAGAAGGAUAACAGACGAAGACCUGAUGACGAAAUCUAGGAAAAGCUCGGUUCCUCAACGCAAGUGGCUUGUGGACGAAUUUUCACUCGAAAGAGAUUGGAAAGGUUUGGUCACUCUUUGGAAGAACAAUGGCCCUUUUCUACAAGGAGACAGCGGCACCCGCCCGGAUACCGUGGAUUAUCAAAGUUUGGCAUUUUUCAAGAGACUUUAUGUGCUCUUAUCGUCGGCUCCGAAUCAAAAGCAUUUUGUUGUAAGGAACUCUUCCUUUAAUAUUCUAUAUGGAAUUGUAUUGACUUGGAUAGACGAGUCUCAGAAUGUUCCGUUGGAUGGAGUGGUUAGAGAUGAGACCGAUGAAUCUUACAAAAAGGUUGGAAGUAUUUUGUAUAUUCUUGUGGACAAGACAAAACGGUUUCAGAGCAUAGGAAAAAAUCUUCAUGCCAGAGCAAUGAGACAUCUCAUACAGGUGGAAAAAUGUACCUCGGUGACCUUGGGAUGUUCUUUUCCUCUUUUGGCACUCCCAGGUACUGUUUCCGACAAAAAGGUGGUUUCAUUUUUCGAGAGUGAGUCGUGGGAAGUAAAGUCUACUCCAUUGAAAAAGAUUAUGGUGCUUCAUGAUCUUGGGUCUUGGCUGGUUCCAAAGAAAAUAUUCAGAGAGCUUAUGAUAGUUGGGGUUCGCUUUGAUAUUUGCAGCGACCCUGAAGAACUCUUGAGAAUGAUAUCUCGAAGCGAGCAGUAUUCGGAGACUCUACAUGUGAAGAACAUCUACUUGGAAGCCAUCAAAUAUGUUCAAAACCAAUCCACCUUCGAAACGAAGAUCAUUACAGCGCUCGAACCAACAAACCAGAAUGUUAUUGGCAGUAUUGUACUUUUCACCAACCGAUCGCAGAUGAGCAAGUUUUACCCUUUCAUGGAUGAGGUCUUGACAACGAAAUCUCCUCUGCCCACAAGCAAACAGGAAGUUGUAGGUGCAAUAAUGUGUCCUGUGAUUGACCCAUCAUAUUCCAAUUUAACAGAAAUAUUUAAGUUUGGGCUUAUUUGCAGUGGAAUCACUUUUUUGAAAUCGAUUUUUCACGAAAAUGAGAAUGUUGAAAUUUCACAAUGUAUUAUGUUGGGGGUCGGCGACGAUAAUAAAAGCAAUCUUGGCGGGAUCCAGGAGAUUGGUUUCCAGGAAUGGAAGGUAUUCACAGACAACUUUGAUACCAGAAUUGUUGAAAGACGCUUGAUGACGCAAUGA
This is a messenger RNA of Meyerozyma guilliermondii ATCC 6260, 2973 nucleotides long. RefSeq names its product Ngs1p (gene NGS1). The transcript has a single exon. The record is from RefSeq and is a predicted model, not a curated record. Gene Ontology annotation, biological process: peptidoglycan turnover; carbohydrate metabolic process. NCBI's taxonomy places the organism in Eukaryota, Fungi, Ascomycota, Pichiomycetes, Serinales, Debaryomycetaceae. Gene Ontology annotation, molecular function: hydrolase activity, hydrolyzing O-glycosyl compounds. Bases 1 to 2973 code for a protein of 990 amino acids.